Molecule: messenger RNA, 6179 nt
Organism: Caenorhabditis auriculariae
Lineage: Eukaryota; Metazoa; Nematoda; Chromadorea; Rhabditida; Rhabditidae
Source: the annotation of a GenBank genome assembly
AUGGCACUUGCUCGAGUUAACAGAAAAUUGGCAAAACUGGGGGAUUUUCUGCUCGAUUGGGGAGGAUCGUGUUUUGUGGUUAGUUCUGAUUUCCAUUUUUGUCUUAUAACUUUUGUUUUCAGUCCAUGAUGCUUAUUGGGAUCUAUUAUUCGUGUUUAUAUGUAGCUGCUCCAAUGGUGGAAGUUGUUUUUAUUCCAUUCAUAAAUAAAUUCUUUCAGCUCUACGACGAAGAGGCAACUAUCCAGUUUUUGCGUUUCUUGGCCAAUUUCAUAGUUUUCGAAAUAAUGAUCAACUUGGCAUGUUUUCACUACUACUCGAGGUAAUAUUUUGCAGCAAUUUUUAGCUUUAGCGCUGUAGAAUAAAACAAAUAUCUUGUGUUUGAGGUACAACAGUGUGACGCAUUGGCAUCGAGAGUCUUGCGUUCUUGAUUUGCGAUCUUUUGCUGAAGAAAAUAACGGUAGAAUAAAUUUUAACGCUAUUCUCAUUUUUUUUUAGAAGAAGAAACAGAAAAUGGAAGACAAUAUUUUGCUCUUGACAACUUGGAAAAUCAUCUCAAUGGCGUGACGGAAGAUGAAAGUGGUAGUCGGUUCUGUAUCACUUGUAAUCGUGAAGCUCCAAUCAGGUAAUGAGUUUUUUCCUUGUUCUAUCAAAUGCAAAUGCAGAAGUCAUCACUGUCCACUGUGUAAAAUGUGCGUUUUACGUAAGGAUCAUCACUGUUUUGUAACGGGUGCCUGCGUCGGCUUGGGAAAUCAAGUUGAUUUCUUUUAUUUUUCUAAAGUUUAAAGUAAGAUUUCAGAGAUAUUUUAUCGUUUUCCUGUUCUGGUGUACCUUCGGUUUGAUCAUCGCAGUGCCGCACUUGUUCUGGUUGCUAACUCAAACAAUCGGACCAUGGUGAAUCAUCUUUUCUUAUCUUUGUUGCCCUUACUAAUACACUCGAAUGAAAAAUUCAAAAUUUUCUUCCAGGUAUCCAUUCGGGUUCACUCUAUACAUUGGUCCAAUCGCAAUAUUCCGUUGGAUUUUUUCUUAUUCUCCGUUUUCUGAAGCCGUUUAUGCAACAAUUUUUUCUUUCUCGGUUGCUGGAUUCUUUUCAGCAGCUGGAUUUUUAGGAAUGCAGGUGGGUAUUUUAAUCUUUGAGGCUUUUUCUUGGGCUUAGUCUUACACUGUGUAAAUGUUAUGAUAAAAAAAAAACAUCUGAAAUUGAGAAAAAUGACGCUGAAUAGAGCGCCACUUUAUAUAUGAAAAGUCGAUUGAGUAUACAAUAAUUCCAUGGGAAAAUUUUUCCUUUUCUAAGUUGUUUUUUUAAUUCAUGUUUUUCAAAAAAAGGUGCCCAAACACAACAACUCAAAAAAAUUGUUUAUAAGAACUGGAAAUCAAAAAGUUUCUUCCUGCAAUUAAUACUAAUAUUUCAACUAAUAUGAAUAUUUUGUGUUGAGCUUCAGUAAGGUCUCAAGUAGACUAGUCGCAUAGCGCCGCUUCCCAUUUUCGCAUGCAUUGUAGAGAGCUAUGGGAUCCUGCAUAAGAUAUACGUCAAUUCGAUGAAACUAACUAAGAAACGUCUUUCGGCCCCGGUUAAGCUUUUGAGACAACUUAGCUGAAAUGUACUUCAGGAACUUCUGAUUCCAGAACAAGGAAACAGUCUCUCGCAAAAACUCUGAUUUCUCGUUAAGACUCUCGAAAGUUUGAAAUAGCGCUUUUUAUCCUACUUCUGCGUAUUUCGCGAAUUUUGAGGCUUUACAAAACGAAAACAAGAUCCAUUGCAAGAAAUGUUCUUUUUUGUUCUGAAUCAGAAUAUCCAAAAGUGCACUUCAGAGAAAUUUCAUCAUAAGUUCAAUCAGGGGGCUGAAAAAUGUUUUUAUAUCGAGAUUUAUUUUUUCUAAUAGUUGGAACGUGACUUAUUUUCAGAUAUACUACACUACUCAUGGAUACACAAUGUACGAAUAUCACAAUCUCACCGUGCGAGCCUCGUUUCCUGGCGAUGGGUAAUGGAUUUCAAAGAUUUUCUUAUAUUGAACCACCAACUUCAGGAAAAACUGUGGCGAACGUUUCCGACUAGUUUUCGGCAAAAAUUGGCUUCUCAACUUCGUUCUCCCGAUGCCAUGGAACAUGCCACUCUUGACCCAGGACAUUUCAAAUAGUCUUUUUAGAGUUCGUAGCAAAGUUCUGUAAAGUUAUUAUUGAUCCUUUUUCUUAUUUUUGUGUGUCAUGACUUUUUUCUCAAUCUCAUUUUUUCCGAACGUGUUCAGCUUUGAAUGUGAUCAAACCUCCACUGCUUUAACUCGAAAUCAAUCUAUUUUUUCCUAGUCUUUUCACUUUUUUCCAAGAUAUCUAAACAGAUACUCCAAGAAAGUUUUGAAUCUAGUCGUUCCUUCCUUGCCAGUUUUUUUUACUUACUUGUUCAGCUAUUUUGUACAGUUCAGAAGUGAAAAUUUCGAAUUGAAUAAAAGAUGAUUAAGGUUGAUGUUUUGAAAGCGUUCUUGUCAACAAGUGUUCAUCAAGCGUUUUUAUCUAAGUAUCUGAAUAUAUACUCGCUGUCGCAUACGAAAUCUUAAAAAAUAACUGGAAAAUCUUUUUCCUGCUUCUAAGCUUUUUUAAAUCAACUAAACUCUGUUCGUCACAAUUUUGGGGCAAACAAAUUGCCAAUUUCUUAUCAUCAUUUCCUUGUAGAACUGCCUAUUUUAUGUUUCAAACAGUGAGAUUGAGUAUGAAUGUCAUUAGGAAAUGCCCUAGUCCAGCAUUUUUGAAACAGAGUAGGUAAUCUACAACAGCAAUCAUAAGUUUUAUCUUUCAGUCAACAAUAAUCUGUUCAAACUUGAACGACUAGAAAUUCUGAAUAGAUAUCUUCAAGUAAAAAAAUCCUUUUCAAAAGAUCGCUUUCAAGGACAGAUUUCAGAGAAAAAAACAUUAACAAUAAUUAGAAAAAAAUUUGAGACUUUGUUCGAAAUGUUUAAAAAAACUUCGUGAAUUUAACAAUUUCUAGAAUCGUCUUAUUCUAAAAACCCGGUAUUGAUUGGGUACGGGAGUAGAAUUGAUAUCCCCUAAUCGACUUUUUUCACGCCAAUUUUCUGCAAGCGACUCCGGCUUUAUUGCGGACUCCUUUUUGUAUUCGAAUUAUGCAUUGUUCUAUUUUUCUUGUAUAAAUUAUUUGUAUUCUUGUUGAUUGCUUUAUUAAACGCCAAUGCAAAACAUCAUCUCCCAUACUUUAACAAAAAACUUUCUAAUGACCCUUGAAAGCUGAUUUUUCCAACUCAAUUCUAUGAUGGUGGUUAGGUCCAUCAGAAAAAAAUUUCUUGAAUCGAAAGAAAGUUUCACAACCUCUGAGCAUCGAUGAAAAUCAUCAGAACAUAGUCAAUAAGCAUCCAUGAUGAUCUUUUUCUUUUUUUUAAUAGAAACUGAAUAUAUAUUAACUUUUUUUUUGCUUUUUUUUUGUUAAGCCAUUUUAAACAGUUUUAUUUCAGUUUUCUGUCAUGAUACCAAAUAGACAGCCUUUGCCGACUGAUAUACGCAGAAAUUUCCAACCUCGACCAGCUCAGCAAAGGGUCCAAAUUCAAGGACAAAUUGCACCGGCUCAAUAUCGCAACGUUCAACCGCAAAUCGACCCUCGGAAUGUCAACGCAGUGUAUCAGAGCUUUGCGGGACCUUCAACUUCUCUUGACCGGUAACGUAGUCCAUCCAAGAAGUGUUUAUCAUAUCAAAUGUUUCAGUCGUCUCAUUAUCCGACCAGUACAACCUCCUCCGCGUCCAGAAGGAGAAGCGGCCAACCUCAAAAAACUGUUUGUUCAUUCAUUUUUAUUUUCAAGUUUUUUUGAGCCGCAGUGAGUUAUUUCCUAUGACACUUUUGAAGUAGCUUUCUGUAUUUUUUUUUUCAGUAAAGUUGUGAGUGAACCAAAAAAAGAACUAAGAAUUUAUUAGAGCUUUUAAAAAACUUAACUUUCUACAGCAUGAUUUGUAAUAUCAUUUCUUUCUUAGUAACAACAGAGAAAUAUGUACAGUUCAGGCAACGUUUUUUUCAACACGUUUUCAAAUGGAUUUGGUACAAAAAUUUAAAAAAAUAAAACGUUCAAAAUUUGGUCGAAACAUCUCCAAAGUGUUUUCUAGUUACGAAUCAGAAACUAAUUAUUUGAAAUGCUGGACGUUAAAAUAAUCGUAAAUUGUUAAAUGUAAAAAACAAUGAAACAAGCGUUUUCUGUAUCUUCAAAUACUCAAAAAUAAACAGUUUAUAUAACUUUAAGGUGUGAAAAAAAUAGUAAAACUUUUUUUUUAGUGUUCAUCCGCUCUACCUGUCCUCGACAAGUGACGGUCCAUCGAGCGGUUCCAAAACAUACUUACCCUCUGAAGUAAAUGAAGCUUUCAACGACGUCAUCUUACAGGUAUCAUUUUUUUCAAUAACAUCCUUUUAUUCUUUCAAUUUUAGUUCAUGACAGCGCAAUGUUUGAUGGCAGGGUUUGACGACGUUGAACGAUCUGCUCUGGAGACUUUGAUCACGAUGUUCCACAAUUGUGAGUUUCUGUGUCCUUUAACUUUCUAAUCAUGCUUUUUCAGCUAUCAAACGUGUUGCGGAACAAUCGAGAUACGCCUGUGAAGCUGGAGGAAGAACAAAAAUUGCAGCCAGAGACGUCUGUUUUGGAUUAACCAAUAUGGGCUUCGAUCUGAAAGCACUUCCUCAAUUUUUUCACGACGAGCUUCGACGAGGAAAACUUACUAUCCAUGCUCGUUAGUUUAAUGAAUAUUGAAUUACAUUUAUUCUGAGAAAAAGGUUCAAAAAUCUUCGAAUCCUGGAAAAUUUUGAAAAAAAUUCAUUAUUUUUUUUAAGCACUGACGACUGUCCCCGAACAAAAAAACCUUCUCGAUUCCGGGCCAGCGGUCGACCUCAUCCACAGCACGUUUUUUUGAAUGGAUGCCGCCUUAUCCAGAACCUCACACCUACAUUCGAACAGAGGUGAAUUUGAAAAUUGUUAAAUAUUUGAAAACAAACACUGGCUUUUCAGAUCAUGAACGAGCCGGAAAUGUCCUAUGAAAAAGCUCGCGAGGCAAUGGCAGCAAACAAGCGCAACGGCGUUCGCUCACUUGUCAACCAUAUGGUUCAAAUCUUCCCGAAAGUUUGUCUGUUUGGCAGUUUUGAACAGACAAUCCAUGAAAACGUGGAGAAAUGGGUAAAGCUUACGAUUCGCAAGCGGCAAGAAUUCUUUUAUUCAGAUGGACGAACUAAUCAAAAAGAAUCAGAAAGCAGCUGCUUAUCAGGCGUUCAGUUCUUUCCUGGGAACGACGGAGUUUGAGAACACUCAGGCAACUAUAGACAUUCUCAAGGAGAAGGGGCUUAUCACCGCUGAGGUAAUUUUUUUUCUGGUUUGAAAAUGGUAUAUGAGCUUUUUCGACAAGUUUAUGAAAAAAAGCCACUCUUCAUUCACCAGCUUCCCAAAUAUUAAGAUGUGUGUGAUAUAUACUUGAUUGACUUUAUCAUUCUUUAUUGAUAAAAUCCCUUGCAGGAAGCUCAACAAGGUCUUCAGUUGGCUUGCUUGUUGCCAGAUGGAACUAUUUUGGACACUCAAGCCAAUCCCAUCACGUUAACGGACGAUGCUUUUAUAGAUAUACCAGAAGAUGAUGCUGUAUGUUUUCUGUGGUCAUACAAAAACGGUGAAUUAUUUCAGGCGGAAGGGCAAGAAGAUAUCGCGGAAGAAGAGUUUCCGAUGGACUAUCAAUGUCCCGUGGACGACGGUGAGACUAAUAAGCAGAAUAAUAAUCCAUUGUUUCAUAUCAGAAAUGGACGUUGACAUCUCGCUUCUGUCGUUUCAAGAGUUUGACCUGAUGGAAGACGACGAAGGAAGGGAGCCCGAAGACUAUCUUCUUUACGAAAAAGAGAAAAGGAAUUUCGAAUACAUUCCCGAGUGGUGUCAUGGUAAUUUUCACAGCAUUACUAUUGAAUCCAUGUCUUUUCACAGUGGUGGUUCCAACCGAUGAUCAUCCUUCCUACCUGGAUAGGCUUCUGACGGAUAUCAAACCUGACGACGAUCUUUGGAAAGAAAAAAAAGUUGCCUCACGUUCUGGUGGAGACAAAGAAGUGAGUUGUCCUACCGAUUUGAAUUAUAGAGUUUUUCAUUACUAUUUUUAAGAUUCAACUGGACAAUCCUUAUUUCCGGCCCCCUGAGAUCAUCAAUACUCCGGUGGAAGAGAAAGAUUCAUGA